AUGCAGGCCAAGUUCAAGUUGGUUUUCCCACGUGUUAUCAUCCUCCGCGUACACCUUCAAAAUUUCUUAUCGACCGCAAGGGAAUGGCAUCGUUUUCAUUACCACCCUAUUCACGACAACCCAGAUGGCGGAUGGGGUCCUUCAUCGUCCAAUAUCCCAGAACAGUUCAAGUUCAAGGACAUUCCCUAUGCGCCAUUCUCAAAAUCAGACAAACUCGGCCGAUUCGCGGACUGGAACGAUCCAAUGAGUGACAAUCGUCAAGCGACCACUGGUGCCUCCGCUACUCGCGAUUCGCGGGGUGUUUCCAGUCGUUCUAGGCGAGAAGGUGCUCAAGCCUUCGGUAGCGGCACGGCCAGUGCCUUUGCGUACUUCCACGUUGAUGACGAAUCCAGUUUUUCGCUGGUCGACAACAAAGCCGCACCGCCCCGUCGGGGGAACGCUUUCACAAGGGGACGAGCCACUGGGCGAGGUUCUGCUUCGUUUGCUAACAGGGGCGCUCAGAGGCCCCGUGGUGGCUUCACCCCCGGUAGGGGUGGUUUUCAGCGCGGAGGUCGCAGAGGGUGGAGGGACUGGGACAAAGGAAAUCGUGCCCGCGAGUCAUCCGUUACUAUUUCACCGCAUUGGAGUAUGUUGGAAGAGAUCGAAUUCCAUCGCCUCACUAAACUCAAGCUCGAUGUUGAUGAGGUAGAGGACAUUGGUACCUACGGUCGGAUUUUUGCGUAUGACAAGGUUUACGAUCGGAUCACCACCAAAACCGAGAAGCCUCUGCAACCCUCUGAUCGCAUUAAAUACAAUACAACCACGUCGGACGAUCCCGUUAUUCAGCAGCUUGCUGCCAAGGACACUGCGACAGUCUACACGACCGACGUCAUCCUUUCCGUUCUCAUGUGCGCUCCAAGGUCUGUGUACCCUUGGGACAUUGUCAUCGUGCGCGAGGGCAAUCACCUUUUCCUCGAUAAACGCGACGGUGGUCCAUUCGACACCGUCACGGUCAACGAAAACGCAUCGGAUCCCCCACAAGAUCCUGCUCCACCGAACCCUAACAACCCAUCUGAAAAAUCCACUCAGGAAACGCCGUCGAUCAAUUCAGCUACUUCUCUCUCUCUCGAAGCCACGUAUAUAAACCAGAAUUUUGGCUUCCAAGCAGUGAUCGAGAGCACUGCCGUAAACUUUGCUCAUCCAAACCCCUUUUACGGUCCAGGAGAGACAGAACCUUUGGCCUCUUGCGGCUACCGUUAUCGUGUCUUUGAUCUCAGCGCAACAGAAGAUGAAGAUAUCAAGCUUUGUGUCCGCACUGAGGUCGAUGCCUUCCUGCCUGGCCAUGGCAAUCCACAGGAUGGCCAUGGUCUUGCAACGAUUCGCGCCUUGAACGAGUUCGAUCCCAGGGCUCCGGGGGCCGGUGGUGCCCAAGACUGGCGGUCGAAACUGGACUCUCAGCGAGGUGCUGUUGUGGCGACUGAGAUGAAGAACAACAGCUGUAAACUAGCGAAGUGGACUGUACAGAGCAUUCUGGCUGGUGCUGACCUCAUGAAAAUAGGGUAUAAGUUGCUCUGCACAUUUGAUUCCCAAUAUUCGACUAAUCACGAUCGCCGUAGGUACAUUUCACGAGUGAAUCCUAAAGACAACAGCCGCCAUGUAAUUCUCAGUACUGCCUCUAUGCGACCAGCCGACUUUGCAGCUCAGCUUAAUGUCACCCUUGCCAAUGGUUGGGGCAUCGUCAGGACGAUCGCUGACCUCUGUAUGAAGAUGCCGGAGGGCAAGUAUGUGCUAAUUAAGGAUCCUAACAAACCCGUUAUCCGUUUAUACUCCGUGCCAAUGACAGCAUUCACAACCGAGGAAGAAGAGGGUGAAACAUUCGAGGCGGAAGAACACGAGUCAACCGCUUAACGGUCCGCGGAAAAUAUGGGUGUACAAUUUUAUUUCAGCUAUAUACAGCUUUGUGUGCACGAAAAACUGAUUUUGACGAACGCGGCG
This is a messenger RNA of Pisolithus orientalis, 1974 nucleotides long. Its product is annotated as translation initiation factor eIF-3 subunit D. Gene Ontology annotation, biological process: translational initiation. The transcript has 5 exons. Gene Ontology annotation, cellular component: cytoplasm; eukaryotic translation initiation factor 3 complex. The record is from RefSeq and is a predicted model, not a curated record. Bases 1 to 1887 code for a protein of 628 amino acids. Gene Ontology annotation, molecular function: translation initiation factor activity. Lineage: Eukaryota; Fungi; Basidiomycota; Agaricomycetes; Boletales; Pisolithaceae.